AUGGAUACAAGUUCAGUGGGUGAAACCACAACCAGUGAUUCUAUAUCUAUGGCACGAAUCUCCGUCGCCUCGACUUUGCCGGUGACUAAGUCGCCGGAGAGUCCUUGUCGUGUCGGAAGUGGCACGAGUGUGAUAAUAGAUGCAGAGGUCGGUGUUGAAGCUGAGUCUAGGAAGCUUCCUUCUUCAAGAUUCAAAGGUGUAGUCCCUCAGCCUAAUGGCAGGUGGGGUGCACAAAUCUAUGAAAAGCACCAAAGGGUUUGGUUAGGCACUUUCAAUGAAGAAGAUGAGGCCGCCAGGGCGUACGAUAUCGCGGCACAAAGAUUUCGAGGCCGAGAUGCAGUCACAAACUUUAAACCGUUGUCGGAAACCCAAGAAGAUGAUGUUGAAACAGCCUUCUUGAAUUCUCAUUCCAAGGUUGAGAUUGUCGACAUGUUAAGGAAACAUACAUACACCGAUGAACUCGAACAAAGCAGGAAGAACUACGGCUUGUUCGACGGCAGUGGCAAAAGGAUCAUGAAUAAAGACGGCUUUUUCAGCUCAUUCGGUGUCGGUGAUAGGGAGGCAAAAGCUCGGGAACAGCUCUUCGAGAAGGCGGUAACUCCUAGCGACGUGGGGAAGCUCAACCGCCUGGUUAUUCCAAAACAACACGCCGAAAAACACUUCCCUUUAAAAAGUGGGAACAAUUCCAAAGGGGUGCUUUUAAAUUUCGAAGAUACGGGUGGAAAAGUAUGGAGAUUUCGAUAUUCAUAUUGGAACAGUAGCCAAAGCUACGUGUUGACAAAAGGAUGGAGUAGAUUUGUCAAGGAAAAGAAGUUGAUUGCCGGUGACAUUGUGAGCUUUCAACGAUCGACCGGGCCGGACAAUCAACUCUACAUCGACUGGAAACCGAGGAACGGAUCAAAUGUUGCGGUGAUACCAGUCCCGGCCCAACCUAUUCCGAUGGUAAGACUAUUUGGAGUGAACAUAUUCGAGGUACCAAGUAAUGAAAGUUGCAGUACUGGAAAAAGGAUGAGAGAAAUGGAGCUUUUGGCAUUAGAAUGUAGAAAAAAACAGAGGGUUAUCGAUGCUUUGUAA
Messenger RNA from Fraxinus pennsylvanica, 1074 nucleotides. The record is from the annotation of a GenBank genome assembly. NCBI's taxonomy places the organism in Eukaryota, Viridiplantae, Streptophyta, Magnoliopsida, Lamiales, Oleaceae.